CAAGGGUGCGGAAGCUUCCGUUUUCAAAUGUAUAUUUCUUGCUUUCCUGACAGACGCGUUCGUCAAUUUUUCUUCUUCAUCGAUCGGAACGCGGGAUCGGCCGGUUUGUUCUUGUCAAUCAAUAGGUAGGGUGUGUAGAUAUGGCGAGCGGGUUUGGGGAAUCAACAAGUAGGCAACCUCAAAGCCCUUCGUGUUCCGACAACAAUGGUGAUGCUAGUAAUUUUGAGUGUAAUAUUUGCCUGGAUUUAGCUCAAGAUCCUAUUGUAACCCUAUGUGGUCAUCUUUUUUGUUGGCCAUGCCUUUACAAGUGGCUGCACAUUCAUUCCCAUCCCCAGGAAUGUCCAGUUUGUAAAGCUAUGAUAGAAGAGCAAAAAUUGGUUCCCUUAUAUGGUAGGGGAAAGACAUCGACUGACCCGAGAUCGAAAAGUAUUCCGGGAGUUAAUAUUCCUAAUCGUCCUGCGGGACAGAGGCCAGAAGCAGCAGGCCCUCCCCCAGAGCCAAAUCCUUUUGCUCACAAUGGAUUUGGAUUCAUGGGAGGUCUUGGAGGGUUUGCUCCAAUGGCAUCAACAAGGUUUGGUAAUUUCACAUUGUCUGCGGCCUUUGGUGGUCUUGUCCCAUCUUUGUUCAACUUUCAGAUGCAUGGAUAUGCAGAUCCAAGCAUGUAUGGUGCAGGUGCGAACUUUCCAUAUGGGUUUCCUAACAUGUUUCAUGGUAGCCAUGGCCAUGGCCAUGCUCAUGCUCAUGGAUACUAUCACCAUCUCCGUCAAGGUCAGCAAGAUUACUACCUGAAGCGGCUGCUUUUUUUUAUUGGUUUCUGUGUUCUUCUUGCCCUAAUCUGGCAAUAGAUCAAAGGGUCCAUUAGGGCAUAUAUUAUUGCUUUGUGGUGUUUAGUGUAUUCAAUCUCUAAUGUAAGAAUUAUAGAAGUGAAAAAAUCUGAUGGUACAUUGUCUUGCUAUCUCAUCAUUGUUGAAAUGAACAUCAACUUUUGUAUACUUAGCACGAUGAACGUUAGCUGACGUGCUUAUGCAAUUGUAUUCGAAGGUUUCGAUUUAUUCACAUCUAUAUAUACUAUAUUUACAUGCUGACCC
This is a messenger RNA of Cucurbita pepo subsp. pepo (vegetable marrow), 1088 nucleotides long. RefSeq lists its product as uncharacterized. Gene Ontology annotation, cellular component: endoplasmic reticulum. Lineage: Eukaryota; Viridiplantae; Streptophyta; Magnoliopsida; Cucurbitales; Cucurbitaceae. The record is from RefSeq and is a predicted model, not a curated record. Gene Ontology annotation, biological process: ubiquitin-dependent protein catabolic process. Gene Ontology annotation, molecular function: ubiquitin protein ligase activity; metal ion binding.